Entamoeba dispar SAW760 is the source of this 591-nucleotide messenger RNA. RefSeq lists its product as uncharacterized. The coding region runs from base 1 to 591 and encodes 196 amino acids. Lineage: Eukaryota; Evosea; Mastigamoebida; Endamoebidae. The record is from RefSeq and is a predicted model, not a curated record. The transcript has a single exon.
AUGCAAUCAGACAAAAAUAAAAUGAAAAAUAAAGAUAGAAACCAAAGAAAGAUAAAUGAAGCUUUCUUCAAAUUACGUAAUUAUCAAGUCUAUCAACAAGGGAUUUUAUUAGCAUUAUUAAAUAAACAUUUUGAAAUUACCCUUCAAAUACCUACAAAACGAUCAGUUGUAACUCGUCAAUACUUCAAAAUAAAUGAACUUAGAAGAGGUAAUGAUUCAAUAAAAGUUGAAGAAUAUGUAGAACAAAGAUGUAAAGAAAAGUAUUUACAAGAUUUAUCAAAUGGUAUACCAGAAAAGACUGCAAGAAGAAGAUACGAUACAAAUAAAAUCACAGAACAACUUCAUCUUUUGAUUGAUCUUUUAACAGAAUUUGGUUAUAGCUUUGUAUCAAAAUGGACUUCAGGAAAAAAAGGUGCCCAAAUUGUUGAAACUAUCCAAAAAGUAAUAUCUCCGAAUGUAACUAUUUUAAAUAAAGAAAUUCCAGUAAUUGGAGUACAAACCAAUGAUUAUUUAACUCAUCAUUGUUUCGAUUUAAAAAAAGCUGUGAUUCAGUGUUGUGAUCGUUCUUUUCUUUCAAGUUUGUCUGUCUAA